Tupaia belangeri chinensis (Chinese tree shrew) is the source of this 4614-nucleotide messenger RNA. It is a transcript of the gene HPCAL4, whose product is annotated as hippocalcin like 4. Gene Ontology annotation, molecular function: calcium ion binding. The transcript is spliced from 4 exons. The record is from RefSeq and is a predicted model, not a curated record. The coding region runs from base 222 to 797 and encodes 191 amino acids. NCBI's taxonomy places the organism in Eukaryota, Metazoa, Chordata, Mammalia, Scandentia, Tupaiidae.
GCCAAUCGACGUCCAAUCUGCCCGGGAUGGGGAGGGGUUUAUGCAAAUCGCGUCGCCUUCUAGAGGCACAUAGUGAUACAAGAGCUGGGAGGCGGCCCCAGCCCGGACCUUAGAGAGCACAGCUGCCCGCCAGCCAGCCCCGGUCCCCGCGGCCCGCCCAGGCUCGGAGCCAUCCAGCGACCCGGCGAGCGGCCUCAGGCCUGCAGGCCCCAGGCCCCGCCAUGGGGAAGAACAACAGCAAGCUGGCCCCCGAGGUGCUGGAGGACCUGGUGCAGAACACCGAGUUCAGCGAGCAGGAGCUCAAGCAAUGGUACAAGGGCUUCCUGAAGGACUGUCCCGGUGGCAUCCUCAACCUGGAGGAGUUCCAGCAGCUCUACAUCAAGUUCUUCCCCUACGGCGACGCCUCCAAGUUUGCGCAGCACGCUUUCCGCACCUUCGACAAGAACGGCGAUGGCACCAUCGACUUCCGGGAGUUCAUCUGCGCGCUCUCGGUCACCUCCCGCGGCAGCUUUGAGCAGAAACUCAACUGGGCCUUUGAGAUGUACGACCUGGACGGCGACGGGCGCAUCACGCGCCUGGAGAUGCUGGAGAUUAUCGAGGCUAUCUACAAGAUGGUGGGCACCGUGAUCAUGAUGCGCAUGAACCAGGAUGGGCUCACACCCCAGCAGCGUGUGGACAAGAUCUUCAAGAAGAUGGACCAGGACAAGGACGACCAGAUUACGCUGGAGGAGUUCAAGGAGGCGGCCAAGAGUGACCCAUCCAUUGUGUUGCUGCUGCAGUGUGACAUGCAGAAAUAGGGCUGGUGAGGGGCAGGGUCCCUGGCCAGGAGGGAGCAUGGCUACCUUCCUACCGGAUGACCUCUCUGGCUGGCCCUACCCCAGGGAGAGGAGCACUCCAGCAUCACUUUCUGGCCUACCCACUCUUCUAUCAAGCCUCUUCUCCCCUCAACCAAGAUCCUUGAGGGACCACCUCACCUUGCAAAAAAGAUAGGUCCUCGGGCAUCCUGUCGUCUAGCUCCACCCCCAGCCUUUGCCCAGAACCAAAAUUCUUUGGGCAUAGGGGAGUUGGCUUUUGCCCCAAGAGGCAGGGUUAUAGAUGGUGGCUGGGGUCCCACAUUGAGUUUCUGCUGGGGUUAUGCUUUCUAGAAUGUGAUCCCUCCAGUCUCAGUCAAAGGGCCAAAUUGGGUCAUUCUCCUGAGAAUGCAGAUCCCUUCAAGGCAGUCACUGCCCUGCCCCUUCAACUCUACCUGGCCCCUCUGGCCCCCACCUUGGAGCAUGUAUUCAGUCCUUUCUUCAGCCAAUGUUUAUUGAGCAUUUGUUCAAUGCCAGGCACCUUUAGGGGCUGAGAAUAUGGUAGUUUACAAGACACCUUCAUGCUGUCUGGAAGUCAGGGUAGUGAGGCAAACUUCCAGUGGUGGGGAUCUCAGACGGGGAUGCCGAGCGCAGCAGAGGGGGCUGCAGGCUGGCUCCUCUGAGAGGAGCCGGUCCGUCUUCCAGCUCAGCUCCUCACGAGACUGCAGAAGUUGGAGAUGGAAGGCAUUUGGAAGUUUAGGAGCCAUGUGAGCAGAAGUUUUGAGAAAAAUGGAAAUUUACAUUUUUUUAGCAUCUUUUAAAAGAGCUAAAGUCACUUUAUUAGUGUAAGAUGUUAAAAUAGACUCUAUAUUACUUGGUUUCUUAUAAAAUGAUUGCAUAUUAAAGAUGUCACUUUUCAGGGAGAAAAAAAAUACUAGAAAAAGAGGGGAGAUAGCACCAAGCUGCCCAGGUAACACUCCCUGUCAGGCUAAUCCUGAGCUGCCCCCGUCAGCAGCCUCACUGCCUCUACGGCCCCUUGUUACCAUUAUCAGCCCAACAAGCACCUCUCAAUUGCUCACUUACUCCGGUUGGGUGCUGACUUCAGACGCAGAGAAAAUAAGGUUUGGCCAAGCGAGACACGCGUGUAGCCCAAAUCUCGGGAGUUUGUGCAUGCGGUUUCGUUUCAGGAAUAGGCUUGCACUUUGCUGCGGAAGCAGAAGGAGCUAGAAGAAAAGGACUACUUGGUCCCUGUUUAGACUCUCAGGGUAUGCCGACGGACCAAAUGCUUAAAACUGUGCCGGCACGCUUCAUUUGAGAGGCUUUUUCUAACCCUGAAUCCUAGAUCUGCCAGGUGAUUCAUCUUCCAAGUGUGCUAGCUUUGCUUUCCCGUUUUGGAUCCGUGAGCUAUACAGCUGCAUGCUUUGACUGCCGGAAAAAUGCUUCUUCAUCAGUAAAGUCUUUCACUUUGCUUUCUCAUGUGCUUGUGAUUAGAAGUUAGCUUUGCUGUGCAGUGACAGUUGAUUUCCUCUUGAACUGCUGGUGAAAACUGUCUGUACACAGGUGCCGCUAGCCCUGGGUGGGAGUUGGGAGUGGUUUCCGAGCAUGGGUGUAGGGUGGCAGGGAUGGCCUCUGUGGGAGAGAUGCAACCUGCCUCACUUAGUUCUCACCUAUCCUGCCGCUCUGCUGGUGGAAGCUCUCAGGAAUGUUGACCUUUGGUCCCAAACUCUAUCCCACUUUCCCUUCUUGCUGCCCUUUGAGGUAUAAGGCCAGAGGAUUGCCGUCCCCUUUCUACCCUUCCGCUAAUAACCAGCCACGUGGCGAGGCUAGGAGGUUCAUGUCCUCAGGCAGCCUCUAGCAGGCAUUUAUUCAGUAAUGCCUCCGGGAUGUUCUGUUGCUCUCGGGAGCUGGCUGUUAGGUGUGUCUGAAGUCUGCACCACAGACGCGUAGAUGCUCAACAGCCUGGCUCUGCUGGGACCUGAGUCUUCUAGUGGAAGGCUCUUCACUGAGAUUCUUCUCCCCUAAACAUGAAUCCAGCCUAACACAUCACACAGAGUAUCAUCGCUUUCAAAGGCUUGCCAUCUACCCCGUCUCAUUCUGUCCUCGCAGCCCAGAGAGGCAGGGCUUUUUGAUCCCUUUCUUAAGAUGUGGAAGCUGCGGUUCAGAGAUGGGAGCCCCCUAGGUGAGAGCACGUAGUCAGGAGGUGACAAGACUUGAACCCAAGGCUCUAAGGCAAUUUCUUCUUUUCAGAGUCUUUCCUGCUCAUUUCUGUGACUGAGUUGUACAGAGGUUGACUAAGUUGGUUUUUGUCUUUUUAAACUUUCUGCUAAAAAGUUUCUUUUUUUUUUUUCCCCAAAAGAAACAGGAGCUUGGUUGAAGUGCCCACAUUUUUAGGCCUCCUGUUCCCUCUUUCUGGUAGCUCUGCUAAUGGGCCAAUGCCGUCCUGAGGAGCUUCUGACUCAGAACCCUGGAAGCAUCUCGCAUUGUCUUCCUCCCUAAGAGAACAAUUUUGUUCCAAGCUGGUGGGCGAGUCCUGCCCAUGAGGACUUGUCUAAUCACCGCAGGCUUUGAAUACAUACUCAUGGGUGAUAUUUGCUGGUCAGGCCGAGGAUUCUCAGACACAUAAUGCCAGGCCAGAAACUGGGACCACUAUUUUACAAUAGAGGAGCCACAGGUGGACCAGGUCAUAUUCCCACGGGCUCUUGGGCGUCCCAGAGACGGUGUGCUCAGGAGCCUCUGUGGGAGAGCAGCAGCCCUGCUUUGAGAAGAGAGGCAGAUCCUCCAUCACCGUCCCAGGGACUUGCUACAGAGCACAAGGUUAGCAGAGAUGUAUGUAUGACUCACACAGACACAAAAACAUUCAGGCAGUUAAAACAUUGAUGUAUCCAACCCUCUUUUGGAAUUCUGUACCUCCUUGCAGCCCCUCUGUGCACUGCAGGAUCUUAGACUCUGACUUCUCAUAUAUUCUGUUCUUACUCGUCCUUUUGGGCUAAUUGAUGAGCCCCUAUUUCUAUAUCUUUAAAAAUGAUCAACAAGGGCUUCUUCAGAUGGACACGCCAGUCCUUCGAGCCGUAGUCAGGAUUAUUAAAUUUACCUUUAAAUCAAAAGUUAUGAAAAAAAAAGAAAAAAAAAAAGACUGUAAGCCAAGGCACAAAAUCCUCUUUCCUGAAAAGGGCAGAAUCCCAGCGCAUCCUGCUGUGGGGUGGAGGUGGGGUAUGUGAGGUCGGAUGGUUAGAAGAAAAGAAAGAGAGAGAAUAGAAGACGCUGGGGUUUGUAGGCAGGAGAGUAAGCUAACACUGUAAAUAUUUUUACACAAAAAUGUAUUAAAGCAACAAAUAUUUCCUGGGGAUCCACCCAGGGUGAGGCUUUGUGCUGUCUUUAGAGAUCACCAUGGGGCAGGAAUCCAUUUCUUACAUACCUUAUUCGUCAUCCUUGAAAAAAGAAAGUGUUCAAAUUCUGAAGUGAAUAAGUCUCAAGAAAAGUGUGAGAUUUUCUUUCUGAAAAUGUUAGGGUUUUUUUAGUGUUGUUUUAUAUCUUUGUUAAAAUAUGGGGCAGAACUGGGCCGCCCGGGGUGAAUGGCUUUCCUGCGUGGCGGAGGCUGGUCACGCCAGGGCCUCCUAGGCAGCAGGGUGAGGCAGGGACUGGGUGGCAGAGGGGAGCCCAGUUCACCACAGGUUCUCCAGUGUAGCCUCCUGUGCCCUCCAGUUGUGUGACUUCUGGCUGUGCCCACAGGGAUGUCCUCACUGUCCCACCCUGCGCUGCUGCGCUGUAUGGUGUUGUUUUUCUCCCCCACUAACAAUGAAUAAAGGGUGUGACUGUGCAGAGG